Oncorhynchus keta (chum salmon) is the source of this 3027-nucleotide messenger RNA. Its product is annotated as D(4) dopamine receptor-like. Lineage: Eukaryota; Metazoa; Chordata; Actinopteri; Salmoniformes; Salmonidae. Gene Ontology annotation, molecular function: dopamine neurotransmitter receptor activity, coupled via Gi/Go; G protein-coupled receptor activity. The record is from RefSeq and is a predicted model, not a curated record. The transcript is spliced from 6 exons. Gene Ontology annotation, cellular component: plasma membrane. Gene Ontology annotation, biological process: adenylate cyclase-activating adrenergic receptor signaling pathway; adenylate cyclase-inhibiting dopamine receptor signaling pathway. Bases 807 to 2132 code for a protein of 441 amino acids.
AAUUAAGCAAGUGAUGGUCCCUCAGCAUCCAGAGAGAGAGGGAGAUAGAUGUACAGAGAGACGGACAAAAGUGAGGAAGGAAAAAAAGAGAGAGAGAGAAAAUAGAGAGAGAUAAAUAGAGAGAGAGAGGGAAAGAAAGAGAGAUAGAGAGAGAGAGCGAGACAGAGAUACAUUUAGAGAGUGAGAGGCGAGAGUUUGUGAGUUUGAGCACACUCUGUGGCUGAGUCUUUGAAAAGGGAGACGAUGUGGGCUCAGUCAUGUUGUGUCAUAUCAUAAAUGUGAAGGCAGGGGGACAAGUUUCUGACAGACGGCUCAGCAAUAGUAAAACUCUGCACAGUUGCGGCGCGGGAGGAGAUUGAGUAGUGAGUAGUGAGUAGUGAGUAGUGAGUAGUGAGUGUGAGUGCGGAGCGGGAGAAAACAGCUGUUGACGGACAGUUUUGUGGAGCUGAGUGAAGGAAAGCAGCGGAGCAGACAACAUCAGGGCUGACUGAGACAGUUUGGACUGGGAACCUCGGAGUGACAGGGAUAACAGGAUUGAUAGACUUCAUGGGGUCAAAGCCUUGAUAUUGAUGUGUGAUCUGUGAUGUCACUCAGGGAGACGAGCAUGACUGAAGAGUCAUCUCUAUAAAACAUGGAUGUCACGGGUCUCAGCGAGGGGAAGCAGUUGGCUGACACACACACGCUAAACACGCGUGGUCUAGAAUCAGCGGUCAGGACACACAUCACGCUCUGCCCGUCUCCCGACCUCAUUUCAUCAAGAUGUUAACUUCAGAGCGACAGUGCAGCCCGGGGCCUCCAUCAUCGACAUGGUCAAUGUGACGACAUCACCCAGCAGCAAUGCCACCCCAGAGGGUCUGACUGAGAAGGGGCUGGUGGUCCUGGGCCAGAGGAAAGAGUAUGAUUACAACUACUUUGCCCUGGUGCUGGGUGUGCCGCUCAUCCUGAUCAUCAUCCUGGGCAACGUACUUGUGUGUCUGAGCGUGCUCACUGAGCGCUCCCUGAAGACUGCCACCAACUACUUCAUCAUCAGCCUGUCUGUGGCCGACCUACUGCUGGCUGUACUGGUGCUGCCCCUCUAUGUCUACUCUGAGUUCCUGGGUGGUACCUGGACCCUGAGCACAUACAUCUGUGAUGCUCUGAUGACCAUGGACGUCAUGCUGUGCACCGCCUCCAUCCUCAACCUAUGUGCCAUCAGUGUGGACAGGUACAUAGCGGUGGUGGUGCCACUGAAGUAUAACAGGAACCAGUUCAGCUUGCGGCAGCUGGUCCUCAUUACGGCCACCUGGGUUCUCUCCCUGGGCGUCGCCAGUCCCGUCAUCUUCGGCCUCAACCAGGUGCCGGGCCGCGACCCCACCGUGUGCAAGCUGGAGAACGACAGCUUCGUGGUCUACUCCUCCGUGUGCUCCUUCUUUGUGCCUUGCCCUGUCAUGCUCUUCCUGUACUACUGGAUGUUCCGGGGGUUGAGACGCUGGAGCUCAGGCAGGAGCCGCUCCCAGCUGACGAGGGGAGGGAAAAGGAGCCUGUCCCUGCGCCUCAGCUCCGCCCUGCAGAGGGAGAACGCAGGGGUCAGGGCGGGUGCCAAGGAGAAGGUGGUGUACCUCAUGCCCACAGCUCUCAGCCCGAUGUCACCGUCGGCUGUAUCGAUGGCUUCGCCCACAGCGACCCUGGGGGUGGAGGACAAGCAGCAGGAUGGUUUGGGGGUGGCCGUGGCGGAGAGCGACCCCAUGACUACCCAGAUGGACAGCGUUUCGGACGCGGAUCCCACGGAGAGGCCAGCUAGGCAGGGGAAGAGCCUGAAGGAGAAUGGGCUGGCCCACGCUAAGGCUAAUAAGAGGGGGCGCCGUAACAGCAAGAGUAGCAGAGUGAGUGGGAGGGAGCGCAAAGCCAUGAAGGUUCUUCCUGUUGUAGUUGGUAGGUGUGUUCCUAGCCUGUUGGACGCCUUUCUUUGUGGUACAUGUGACCAAUGUGCUGUGCGUGUCCUGCGAAAUCAGCCCCACUCUGAUCUCCGUGGUAACGUGGCUGGGCUACGUCAACAGUGCUGUCAACCCCAUCAUUUACACUGCCUUCAACGCAGAGUUCCGAAAUGUCUUUCACAAACUUCUCUGCUGUCGAGCAUGAGGCCUGAGUUCUGAGAUCUCUUUGACAAACUAUUCAUUGCGAUAGGACAACAAUUAUCUUUAUGGUUCAACCUGAGGCCUGAAUUCUAGAAUGUUGCUCUCGGCCAUGAGACCUGAAUUAAAUGAUCUUUCACAAAACUCCUCGGUUGCUGGAUGUGAGAGUGACUUCUUUACCCAAAUGGGUUUUCCUGGAUUUAAGUGCUGGCAGAACGCGAGGUUGUCAAAAUGGAUGAACAAUACAGGGGGACAACAUGACAGGAUUUGACUGAUGCCUUAGUUGACAUAUUGUGUACUGAAAGACAGUGGCUCACAGUAUCUGAUGUUUCUACAUUGAAGUUGAUACUGUGCGAAAUAUUGCUUGGUUACAGAAGAUGGUGAAUACUGUUAAUAUCACAGCCCAAAGGCAUAAAAUAUGUGAACAACGUGCACACUUAAGAACAUCUAACUAUUUGAUGUGUGAGUUUUGAUCUCUCUCAGAAUGAAAUGUUGAUGUUAUGUACGGUUCUCAAUUUUGAUUUAAUAAUGUGCAGGUUUUCUGUAUUGGUAUUGCGUUUCAUUUUCUUUCGAAUUGACUUUGUCUCCAUUUAUCCUGAGGAUUUGGGAGACUUUAGGGACAGGGUGGCUCAAGAAGAACUCCAAUUACACGGCAAACAUAGUUAAAUCAAAAAUUCAAAAAAACACUCCGUUUUCUAUCUUGUGGAUGACAGACAUUGCCUGUAGAUAAUAUUAUGAACAUUUACGCCACCAGAAGGGACAAAUGACAGACUUUAGGGCCAACAUUGUGGAAGGAACUAUUGAAGAUGAUGUCAUUUGUAAAGUCAUACUACGACCUAUUUUGACGAAAGUGCUGUGAAUGUGACAAAUGUAAACAACUCUCUUUGUCGUCGAUGGAAAAAUAAUAAAACAUGUU